AUGCCUGUUUGUCGGUCCUGUAGGGGGACAGAGUUUGAGAGAGACCUUUCGAACGCGAAUAAUGACCUUGUGUGUAAGAACUGUGGUGUUGUCUCGGAGGAUAAUCCGAUCGUGUCGGAAGUGACGUUUGGCGAAACGAGUGCCGGUGCUGCGGUCGUCCAGGGGUCUUUCAUCGGUGCCGGUCAAAGUCAUGCGUCUUUUGGGUCGCAUGGUGGCUCGAGUGCGCUGGAGUCCCGCGAAGCUACGCUGAACAAUGCUCGAAGGAAGCUUCGUGCUGUCUCCCAUGCGUUGAACAUUCCGGAGUAUAUCAUGGAGGCCGCAUACCAGUGGUACAAGCUUGCCCUGGCGAACAAUUUUGUCCAGGGACGACGUUCUCAGAAUGUGAUCGCAUCUUGCCUGUACGUGGCAUGCCGUAAAGAAAAGACCCAUCACAUGUUGAUCGACUUCUCCUCCAGAUUGCAAGUUGGUGUUUAUUCUAUUGGUGCUACAUUCCUGAAAAUGGUGAAGGCGCUGCAUAUCACUAAACUGCCUCUAGCGGAUCCUUCACUGUUUAUUCAGCACUUUGCCGAGAAACUAGACCUUGGAGAUAAGAAAAUCAAGGUUGUGAAGGAUGCAGUCAAGCUUGCCCAGAGGAUGUCGCGCGACUGGAUGUACGAAGGUCGUAGACCAGCAGGGAUUGCCGGAGCCUGUAUUUUAUUGGCUUGCAGGAUGAACAACUUGAGAAGAACACAUUCGGAGAUCGUGGCCGUGUCCCAUGUGGCUGAAGAGACGCUCCAACAACGUUUGAACGAGUUCAAGAACACUAAAGCUGGGAAGCUUUCCAUCAAAGAAUUCAGGAAUGAUGAGUCAACGGAGCCUGGAGCUCAUCCCCCCUCGUUUGCAAAAAAUAGGAUCAAAGAGACAAAGUUGAAGAGGAAGCUGGACCGGAUGGAGAUGAAUGAGACAAGCGAAGAAGCUCUAAACCGAAAUCCCAUCUUAACGCAGAUUCUUGGUGAGCAAGAACUCUCCUCGCGUGAAAUCUUGUAUUACCUAAAGCAGUUUUCGCAAAGACGAGAGCAGGAAAUCAAGAAUAUGAAAGCGACACAUGGGAUCGAUGAUUUACACGUUUACCGGACUGAAUCACAGGACGACGAGCCUGCCGAUGAUCAGAAAGACACUAACGGGGAUGGCAAAUUUCAAGAUAGCAUAGACGGCUACACCCUGGAAACAGAUCCGUAUAGACCACGUAACUUGCAUCUGCUUCCCACCACCAAAUCACUGCUGUCAAAGGUGCCGGACGAUCCAGACAACUUGGAAGAUGUGGACGACGAGGAGCUGGAUGCACAACUCCUGGACGACGAGGCGUCGAAGUUGAAGGAAAGGAUAUGGAUUGGGAUAAACGGUGAGUAUCUGCUCGAGCAGGAAAGCAAGCGUUUAAAGCAGGAAGCGGAUGUGGCCGCUGGAAACACCUCUGGUAAGAGAAGACGCACCAAAAGACGCAAGAAAACGUCUGCGGAGAUCGAUGCUGCCGCAGCGGCUGGCAUGAUGUCAGACUUAAAGGACGAAUCCGGUUUGAAAGCUGCCUUGAAAGCUGCCGAGGAGAGCGGUGAUUUCACUGCAGCGGACAGCGUCAAAAACAUGCUACAAAAAGCUAGUUUCUCGAAGAAAAUCAACUACGACGCUGUCGAUGGUCUGUUCAAGUAA
Messenger RNA from Torulaspora globosa, 1683 nucleotides. RefSeq names its product transcription factor TFIIIB subunit BRF1 (gene BRF1). Gene Ontology annotation, molecular function: RNA polymerase III general transcription initiation factor activity; TBP-class protein binding; RNA polymerase III type 3 promoter sequence-specific DNA binding. Bases 1 to 1683 code for a protein of 560 amino acids. Gene Ontology annotation, biological process: transcription preinitiation complex assembly; transcription by RNA polymerase III; DNA-templated transcription initiation. The transcript has a single exon. The record is from RefSeq and is a predicted model, not a curated record. Gene Ontology annotation, cellular component: nucleus; transcription factor TFIIIB complex; transcription preinitiation complex. NCBI's taxonomy places the organism in Eukaryota, Fungi, Ascomycota, Saccharomycetes, Saccharomycetales, Saccharomycetaceae.